CUGCGCUUCCUCUUUUUCAACUUCACAGUGCUGUGCAAAUUCUCAUAAGGGAAGUCAGUUGUUGCAUCAGCUAUACGGUACCAUCAAAAUAUUGGUGAAAGACUUUGUGGUUCUGCUUCUGAUUGAGGAUACCACAGAUUGUCUGACAGAACAUUUCUUCAUAAAACAUGAUUUGUGAAGCACAUUUGCCAAGAGUUAUUUGUCUCAGUUUCAUUUUGACAUUUGGGUUCAUAUUCACUCUGUCAUUUACAAGGGCAGAUACUGCACUCCAUUACUUUGACUUUGACAACAUUACCUGCAUCCUCGAUAUGAAAGAUCAACUCAACUGUUCUUGGAAUAUAACUGGUCUCCCUAAAAAUGCUCAGUACUCAGCUUAUGUAGGCCAAGGAAAGUCAACCCAUCAAUUGAACUGUUCACAUGUUGCAGCAAAUGAGUCUGUUAAAUGCCACGGCCAUAUUGCUUUAAAACAAUCAAAAUACAUGGUUGUUAAAGUAAAUGUUUCUAUACCAACGCACUGGUACAUCAUUGGGAAGGAGAUUAAUAAAGUAAAUAUAGAAAAGCUUGACCCCCCAAAUAACAUUAAGAUUUCAAUCCAUUUAAAUAAGCUGAAAAUAAAUUGGACAUUUCCUGAGGGUGAAAACAAUGAAUGUUUAAAGUAUGAAUUACAGAUCAAUGAUGAGGUGGUUCAUCUGUCAAAAGGAGAGUUGUCAUAUGUUAAGGAAGACACAGACCUGACAAAGAAGUAUGCUGUUAAGAUGAGGGUGACGAAAACUCAGUACUGCACUGCUGCCAGUUAUUGGAGCGACUGGAGCAAUGUUCAAGAGGUUGGCCCAUUUGAAAAGGUGUACCAGGUGAAUCCAUGGGUGAUAAUAGUCAUAGCAUUUGUCCUUCCUAUGCUCCUUUUGUCUUUCCUGUUGAUCUGCAAGUGCCAAAGGCUCAUAGAAAAGCUUUUCCCUCCCAUCCCGAGCCCAUCUGUAAAACUUCUUGAGAAAGACGACUUCUGCCAGCAUUUGCCUUCCGGUUAUGUGGAGCAUGGCACAGUCACCACAGUGUAUGGAGUUGAGGAAAGGAAUUGUUAGAUCAUGGGAUAAAGAUCUUUAGACAUCCAAAAUAAUCCCAGAAUCCAUAUUUGUAAAUACUUGGAAAGGCUACAUUCAUUGGUUGUGUUUACAUGUAUAUCAAUAGUCUUGUAUUGUACAACAAAUGUUUUGUUAUUUAUGUUUCAGUCCUGUGCAUAAGCAUAACUUGUUAUCAGUCUGCAGCACAUGCACACUUUGGUCAGAGUAUAUAAAGCAUAUAAAGUAUAAUGCAGUGCAAUUAAAACUGCAGUACUCCACAUAUUACUGUGAUUAUGGUUACUCUAAUUAUGAGCAGAAUUGUAAUAACAUAACAGAAUUUUCUAUACAUGUGCUCUAAUUUAAUUUCAGUACUGCCUUAAUCGCAUUACAAAGGGGCAUCUAAAUGUAUCCAAUGAAGAAAUUAGGGAGUUGAACUUAAAAUGUCCUUUGGUGACUUUUUAUAAACAUGUAU
Myxocyprinus asiaticus (Chinese sucker) is the source of this 1530-nucleotide messenger RNA. RefSeq names its product interleukin-5 receptor subunit alpha-like. The record is from RefSeq and is a predicted model, not a curated record. The transcript is spliced from 9 exons. Lineage: Eukaryota; Metazoa; Chordata; Actinopteri; Cypriniformes; Catostomidae. Gene Ontology annotation, molecular function: cytokine receptor activity; protein binding. Gene Ontology annotation, biological process: cytokine-mediated signaling pathway. The coding region runs from base 168 to 1079 and encodes 303 amino acids. Gene Ontology annotation, cellular component: external side of plasma membrane.